This is a messenger RNA of Penaeus vannamei (Pacific white shrimp), 371 nucleotides long. Lineage: Eukaryota; Metazoa; Arthropoda; Malacostraca; Decapoda; Penaeidae. The record is from RefSeq and is a predicted model, not a curated record.
CUAUGCUGAUACAAACAGGACCCGACAUCAUUGAGAAAUUCCCCGACCACAAGCUCGACAUACCCUAUGCCCACUGGCUCAUCAAACCGGACGACGGCGUGCCCACAGACGAGGAGAAGGGCACUACCAAAUGCCCAACACUACAAAAGUGCCUCGGGUAUCAGGCCUGUCUCUUCAACUUUGGAAUCGAGUUUUGUCAUAUGGACCCCGUGCCUGGUCAGAGGAAGAACUUGGGCGUGAACUUGACCUGCGUUCGAGACGAGGAGUUGCUCAGGUCGAUGCUGAGUGUGAACUACGAGGCGGAAUUUGUCCAUGAAGUAUUCCGGAGAACGAAAUUGAAAAUUAUGGCUGAUAAGUACAGUAGAUUUUAA